GGGUGGAUCCAUCGAUGAUAUAUAAAGCUAGCGCACAAUUUUUUCCACGCAUUCAAACUAGUUCAUCGAAGCUACUAGUAAGCUAGCAAUUCAAAAUGAAAUUCGCUAUUGUUGUAUUGGCCUGCGUGGUAGCUGCGGCGAACGCCCAGUUUCGUAACCCAGGACGUCCCUUCGCCAGCGCCUUCGGUUCUGCCCAGAAAGCCAGCCCCUUCCGGUACCAGCCCUCUCCCCCACCUGUCCCUGUCGCCGCCCCCGCCUACAACCCAGUCCGCGCCGUCGUCAACCAAGACGCCAGGAACGCCAACAUCCUGAAGUCCGGAAACGACAUCAACCCUGACGGCAGCUACAGCUACUUCUACGAGACUGACAACGGUAUCGCCGCCCAAGAGCAGGGAACCCCCCGCAACUUCGGAGGAAACCCCCCAGUCGUGCCUGAUGUAGCCCAGGGAUCCUUCUCCUGGACCUCCCCUGAGGGUGAGGUGGUCUCCAUCUCCUACGUCGCCGACGAGAACGGAUACCAGCCUCAGGGUGCCCACAUCCCCACCCCUCCCCCAGUGCCCGCCCAGAUCGCUCGCGCCCUCGAGUACAUCGCCAAAAACGCGCCCAGGCAGUAAACCGCCCAUCGAAUAACUGACACGUGAUUGUGGUCACCGUCGUGCAAUAUUGUGAUAAUUCUGUUAAAUUUUAAACCACUUAUUAUAUGAGUGAUCCCACGAAAAUGUAGAUAAUAAAGCUUUAAACGUAAAUACACCUA
Ostrinia nubilalis (European corn borer) is the source of this 754-nucleotide messenger RNA. It is a transcript of the gene CPR38, whose product is annotated as larval cuticle protein LCP-22-like. Lineage: Eukaryota; Metazoa; Arthropoda; Insecta; Lepidoptera; Crambidae. The transcript is spliced from 4 exons. The record is from RefSeq and is a predicted model, not a curated record. Gene Ontology annotation, cellular component: chitin-based extracellular matrix. The coding region runs from base 96 to 614 and encodes 172 amino acids. Gene Ontology annotation, molecular function: structural constituent of chitin-based larval cuticle.